Zingiber officinale is the source of this 2900-nucleotide messenger RNA. RefSeq lists its product as uncharacterized. The transcript is spliced from 2 exons. Lineage: Eukaryota; Viridiplantae; Streptophyta; Magnoliopsida; Zingiberales; Zingiberaceae. Bases 255 to 1178 code for a protein of 307 amino acids. The record is from RefSeq and is a predicted model, not a curated record.
UUAAGUUCCGCAGGUGAUCCGAGUUUAAUUUAAAAGAACACAUGGUAGCUAGGAAAAGGUUCAGACCUUUGUACAAAUUUUUGUACAGUGGAACCAUUAGGUUUUUCGAGUAGCAACCAACAUUUUCAUAUUGGCUAAUCUCUGAAUUGUAAAGUUUUAAAUGUUCAUAUUUUCAUGUGUUUGAAACUUCAUGCUCUUGAGUCUUCUAAUUUUGGGUUUAGUGUUGUGGUGUAAGAACAGGAGAUUUCAAUAGCAUGGAUCCAUAUUUUCAUAAUUUUGGAGGUGGAAUGGAGAAUCAGUAUUUUCAGUCUGAGCAUCAAUUUUACCCAAACAUGGAUCAACAAAAUAGGUAUGAGUCAUUUUCAAAUGCUUUUAAUGCUAAUUUGGUGGAUAAUUCAUGUUUCAGAUAUGAAAGUGCACAAGUACAAUUUAUUGAGUCAUAUCCAAUCUAUCAGAAUUCAUAUGGGUUUCAAGAGGUUUCAACAUCUUUUAUGCAACAUCCUUAUCAACAGAACUAUUCUCAAAUGAAUGAGUCAACAUGGAAAUUAAAGGAAAUUAUGCAACAAAUGAGUGAGUAUCAAGAGCAGCAAUUCUCAAGGAUACAAAAUAUACAGAGUCAGUUGGAUCAAAUUACAUCAUCCGUCAACCAAUUACAAACACAAAGCGCCAGUGAGGAGGUGGAUUGUGGAGCUCUUGUCAAGCUUGACAUUGCAUCUACUACUUUACUAGAUUCUUUAAGUACUUUUUAUUGUUGUGAUGAUGUAGUUGAACAUAUUUUUGAUUUUACUGAUAUUGUUGCUGUAGAUGUUGAAAAUGAUGCAGAUAUUAUUGUUGAAGAUGAUUUAAGUGUAGGAGAUUACUUACUGGGAGUAUUACCUCAAGAAUCACCAAGAAUAGAGGAUGUAAGCGUAGGGACUUGUGGUACGGAGCCAAGCACCCAAGAAUUACUACAUGAAGAUAUGCAUUCACUAGAACCAGAGCAUGUAUCAUUAUUUGAAGAAAAGGAGGUAACAAACACCACUCUAGGUACCUUUCAACAUGACAAGGUGAGAAUUUUUUGUGAUUUUUCAGAAAAUUUAAUAGAGGUACCAUUUAUUGAUUUUAUUAUAUGUGAUUCAUUAUUUUUUACCAAGAUUAAUAUUCUCCUAUUUUUUUUCUUAUCCUAUAUGCGUAUGUGAGGUGUUUCCUUUUAUUGAUGUCGUAGGAGAAUAUAAGCUUCCGGAGUGGAUGCUUAAAUUGAACCGCCUCCGUCCUCCAGAAAGAAUUUGCGAGGACAAGUGAUGAAUAAAAAGAAGUUGAUUGCAACCAAGGAAUAGGUACUUACUGCAAAGUAGGGAAACACAUCUUGGAAAGUUGUUACUGGAUUUCAGGAAAAAGUUUUGGAAUCUGUAUCAAAAUAUAAAUGCAAUUAGAAGGGGAGAAAUGGGAUUGACUAAAGUCCAAGAAUAUGUGAAAAUUUCAAUUCUGCUCUACAGUUAGUUUUGAGUUUAUGAAACUGGAUUCCCGUAGCUGUUGUUGGAAUUAGAUAUAAUAGAAAUUAUUUCUGAUGUCUGGAUACUUGUUCAGUUAACACUAUGCUAUCUGCAACAGCAAUGCUUCGAUGUUGGUUCACAAAUUAGAAAUGUUGAGUUCUGCAACUAUCCUGAAAUUCUGAUACAAGCUGAGAUUACUUUGAAUUCCAGCUAAGUUGUUACCUCAGAGGAUUGAUACACUAAACAAUCAAAUGCUGAAUGGUAUUCCUGAAAUUAUGAUAAACUGGAAUCUGAUAUCAAAAGCUAUAGUUGGAUCAAAUGGUGUUCUGAAAUUUUGUUGUUGAAGUACAGAUGGAGAAUUAUAGAUGAAUUCUUGAAAUGUUAUUUUGUGGAGUUUUGAAACAAUAGUGCAAGAGUGCUGAUUUUCUGAAAUGAAUCAUGAAUCUAAAUUCAUGAGUUUAAUCUCCUACUUCUGUGAUUCCUGAAAAUGUCACUGGAUUGGUACAGAAUUGUUAAGUUCCAUUUCCACACCAAUCAGAUUGUUGAACCAUAUGUAAUACAAAUCAAAUUCAAAAAGUUUUCAUAGCUGAACUUAUUGUUGGUUGAUUUGGGAAACCUGAAGUUGAAUAACCUUAAUGGAAUUUCCUGGAUUAUCAAUUCUGAUACUCUAGAAUUGGAAGCUGAAUUUCUGAAAGGUAGAUUCUGAAAGUGUGUUUGCUGAGUUCUUAUAAUGCUUUUUGAUCAGUGAAGAAGCUCAAGCAAAAGAUUUAAGAAAUUCCAUUUGAAUCUUUGACUUGUAAUGCUUAAUUUGGAAAUGGUUGCUAAGUCUGAUACUAUAGAUUGGAUUAGAAUAGGAUAUAAAAAGCUACUGUGGGGAGCCUGGAUAUUGCAGAGAACUGCAGAGAGGAACUCAAACUGAAGUAAGCUGAAAUGGUUGCAACUUUGUGGAACAUGAAAUUGUGAUGUAUCAGUUGUUAUAGGUUGUGUGCCAAGCCCUUAUGCGGUUUCGUGCAUGAAUUAUUCACGAAUUAGAAUGGAAUUUCAGAACUUGUACCAUGAUGAAGAGCAUGAAUUUCCAAAGAUGCAGAAUCUGGAAUUAUCAAUUGCACUGCAGUGCAAGAAAUUAGUAGAAUGUUAGUUUAUGAUAAAAAAAAUUGUUAUGUGUCAAUUCUAAUCUGUGGAGUGCCCAAUUAUUUAUGUAAUUUUCUGAUCAUGAAGAAACUAAAGUUCUAAAUCUGGACUGUAGCUCAGGAAUUGUAGAUAUAAUUCCAUCUUAAAAAGUUUCCUAGAUUCAGUAUGAAGGGGUUCUUUGGGUUUUAAAUUUCUGAAACUUAAACUGAUAUUUCAGGAACUAGAAUUCUAGAAUACAGAAGUUGCUGAAUUUGGAAUUGGUUAGCUGCACUUCAAUGGAAUUCUUUUGAAUCUGAA